UCCUCCAGCUCACCUCCUCCUGUUCCUCCUCCGGUUCCUCCUACUCGAGGUGGAGCCGUCCCUCCCGCUACAGACCUUCUCAUUGGCCACGUCACGUCGGAGGGGGAGAAGCGAAGAGCAGGCAUUCCUCAGCGCCUCAGACCUCCACCACACCGACACCACCUCUCCUCCGCUCAGGAACACCACCCUCUUACCGCUAUCAACAUGAUGUUCCGGAGCGCCGCUGCUCUCGUGCUCCUCUCCCUGGCGCUCUCCACUGCGGAGGAGGUGCAGAGUAAGAGUAAGGUGUGUGCCAAUGUGUUCUGUGGGGCGGGCCGUGAGUGUGCGGUGACGGAGAAGGGGGAGCCCAGCUGUCUGUGUAUCGAGAGCUGUAAGCCCCAUAAGAGGUCUGUGUGCGGCAGCAACGCCAAGACGUACCGUAACCACUGUGAGCUGCACCGCGACGCCUGCCUCACCGGGCUGAAGAUCCAGGUGGACCACGACGGCCACUGCCAGGAGAAGAAGAGCGAGCUCGCGGCCGCCAGCCCAGUGGUGUGCUACGUGGCGGACCGUAACGAGCUGCGUAGCCGUGUGAUCCAGUGGCUGCAGACGGAGGUGGUCCCCGACGGCUGGUUCAACAAGGGCUCCAACUUCUCCGACAUCCUGCUGCGCUACUUCAAGACCUACGACAACGGCGACACCCAGCUGGACUCCUCAGAGCUGCUCAAGUUCAUCCAGCACAACGACUCUAACGUGGACCUGCAGUCCUACGCAGACCAGGAGAGCAACAGGCUGCUCAGGAGCCUGUGUGUGGACGCCCUCAUCGAGCUCUCAGACGACAACGCCGACUGGAAGCUCAGCUUCGACGAGUUCCUCAACUGCCUGAAGCCCGGCUUCAACCCGCCAGAGAAAAAGUGCGCCCUGGAGGAUGAGACCUACGAGGACGGGGCCGAGACGCAGGUGGAGUGCAACCGCUGCGUGUGCGCCUGCGGGAACUGGGUGUGCACCGCCAUGACCUGCGCCGACAAGACGGCGUUGGUGGACGAGUCGGCUGACGCGGGCGCUGAGGUCACCGAGGAGGAGUGGAACCGCCGCGUCGCAGAGCUCAACAAACACCAGGAAACCGUUGAGAAGAUGAAGGCCAGCACCAAGGAGGUCUGAAAACAGGAAGGAGGAGAUGACAUCACUUCCUCUCCACUUGAAGAUGUCUCUUUAGGGCCCUGUGGUUUCAAUGAUUUAUUUGUUUCAUGAUUCUUUCCUGUGUUAAUUAUUAUGCUUUUUUAUAUGUGUGUGUCUUUGUCUUUGUGUCAAAGUUUGUUAGAUUCUGGGGGCAACCUUGAGUAUUAUGCUAGCAGGUCCUUGUUUCCCAGUGGCCUACCUACUGGUUUGAUCCCAGUACUAAGAUCUCCACCCACUACACACGGGGGAUAGUCUUCACAGAGAAGUCCUUUGUAUUAUUGUGUGAGUGAUCACGUGAUGGAUCAGAGCAGGACUGAACACUGAGAUCGGUUUGGAUCACACGGGAUCAGAAAGGGUUCCAUCUUGACAUUCCGACCAGAUCGGCUCGUCUUCUGGGCCCCGGGGGGGGGCCCCGGGGGGGCGGGGUCCGGUCCGCCGGGGUCCUGUCCGCCGGGGUCGGCCCUUCCAUCGGACACUACAUGACCGAUGCACUUCUUCGUAUUAUUGUAUCCUAUCUCCUCGCGCCUUUUUAACGUGCGUUUACAUUUCCACGGCCCGUUAUAAGCUGGUAUCGUACAGUUUUCUACCGCCGACACGAUCAACUCAUAUAUAUCACAUGUUAUAUAUCCUACGUUAAUCUCUCGACAUGUUAAUGAAACGCUCCUCUGUUAUGCUCCUCAGCACUCUCUCUCUCUCCCUCUCUCUCUCUCUCUCUCUGUCUCUCUCUCUCUCUCCCUCUCAC
This is a messenger RNA of Gadus morhua (Atlantic cod), 1900 nucleotides long. RefSeq names its product follistatin-like 1b (gene fstl1b). The coding region runs from base 205 to 1140 and encodes 311 amino acids. Gene Ontology annotation, biological process: regulation of BMP signaling pathway; multicellular organism development; cell differentiation. Gene Ontology annotation, molecular function: protein binding; calcium ion binding. Gene Ontology annotation, cellular component: extracellular region. NCBI's taxonomy places the organism in Eukaryota, Metazoa, Chordata, Actinopteri, Gadiformes, Gadidae. The record is from RefSeq and is a predicted model, not a curated record. The transcript has 11 exons.